Aspergillus alliaceus is the source of this 2166-nucleotide messenger RNA. RefSeq names its product SPRY domain-containing protein. Gene Ontology annotation, molecular function: protein binding; transcription cis-regulatory region binding. The transcript has a single exon. Gene Ontology annotation, cellular component: Set1C/COMPASS complex. The record is from RefSeq and is a predicted model, not a curated record. NCBI's taxonomy places the organism in Eukaryota, Fungi, Ascomycota, Eurotiomycetes, Eurotiales, Aspergillaceae. The coding region runs from base 169 to 2013 and encodes 614 amino acids.
UUGAUUGAAACCUGUCUCGCCUCCCCUCACACUUGACCUCUGCAACACGGCCAUAGAAAAGCAACAAAUCAAUGUUUUUCCACAGUAGGAGCUAGGGCCGUUGAAGCAUUUCUUCAUACCUGGUUUGACUGUUUCGCCAGUUCUGUUACGAAAUCACGCCAUUCAGCUAUGGCAUCCACGCAGCCGGCUGGGUCCUCCGCGCCCUCGUCGAAUAUAAAUUCACCGAUUCUCCCUCCCAGUGGUACACCAUUCUUCAACGGACCUUUAUUAGAUACGAACUUGAGAUCAUCGCCUGCUCCCGCUAGUAAUGCAUCAGUACAAGCCGACGGUCCAAGGUCGAAGCGCAAUAAACGCGACAGUCGUAAAAAGCGCGAAGCCAAGGGAUUAGAUCAAGAAGCCGUACCUACUAAAAGGAGAGCAGCUGUCGUUCAGAAUAUCGCUCUGCCCAGUUCAGAUCUCAAUAUUCUUAGACCUCUGCUGCUUGCUGAGCCAAGGCCAUCAGAUUUAUUACCCCCGCAACGUCGGCAGCUGAACCUUGUGAGCCAGAAAACAUCGGAGGUAAUUGGCCAGAGUUGGAGCUUCUACGAAGUUGUUGAUAAGCUUACAAAUAAAAAUGGGUUUCGCUAUAGCUAUGCCAUAGCCGAUCCAGGCUUUCCACAUAUUAAAUACCGCCAGACCGAUGUUCGUCCUUACAAGGCUCGCUUCAGCUUUGAGGAUUCGCCAGCGGCGAUCCUCUUCAAUGAAGACGCGCUUGCUGUUACUACCAACGGACCAUGGCACACUGCGCGCGCUAACGUCUGCGCGCGCGAAGGAACAUUUUACUACGAGGCACGCAUCAUUAGCGGCGUAAUGAGUGAUGCGCAGACAGCACCUACUAACGGAAGCUCUCGCUUGCCGUCAAAAGGCCAUGUCCGUCUUGGAUUCGCGCGAAGGGAGGCGGAUCUGGACGUUAAUGUGGGGGUGGACUGCUAUGGCUAUGGGAUCCGUGAUGUGAAUGGCGAGGUGGUCAACCGAAUGCGCUGCGAGUAUUUUUUCCCCAAAGGCGAAUCAAUCCGCGAAGGAGAUGUCAUUGGCAUGCUUAUCACUCUUCCGCCACUUUCGCUCCACAAGAAAGUCGUCGAAGGCACAUACGAUCCUUCCAUCGAUGGAAACGCUUUAACCCCCAGUUCAGAACCACCAGCGGCAACGAACGUUAUCCGCGACCGGAUUCCUUUUCACUACAAGUCUGACUUCUGUUGGCAGCAGUCGAAUGUAUUCCCCACAAAACAGUUACGUGAUUAUGCUUUCAAUCUUAAAGAAACGCCUACAUUCGGACCACCUUCGCCGAUGAACACCGAGGAUGCAUCUUUGCGUACGCUGCCGGGCUCAAGUAUCACAAUAUACAAAAACGGUGUGGAAAUGGGCACCCCAUUCAAAGAGCUGUAUGCUUUCCUACCACCCGCCAGUCGGCUCGCCAAUGGGACCAAUAAUUUAGGUCUUGGUGAGCGAGAAAACGCGGAUGAUGGAAUGAUCGGAUAUUACCCCGCUGUCAGCUGCUACGGCGGUGGUGCGGUUGAGUGCCGCUUUGAAGGCCCGUGGUGGGUUGGUCCUCCUCAAGCAGAGAGCGGCGAGCUGAUCCGAGGGAUUGGAGAACGCUUCGACGAACAGAUAGUCGAAGAUGUCGUGGCUGACAUUGUCGAUGAAGUCGAGGCUAUGCUUGUGUGGGGUGGGGUGGACGGUGAUGUUGUUGGCAAUGCUCAAAUGGACGGCUCUGGUACUGGUGUGGUUGGAGGCCCGGAGGUUCUAAAGGGGGGUGUUGGCGCUGCCUACGAAUCUGCCGUUUCUGCUGGUCCUGGAACAGGCCCUUCAACCAUAGAGAAUAGUGUCGGCAACGAAGGUUCCCCUGAUGUAGGUCCUGGACAGAGUACCUUUGAAGAUACGGCCAGUAUCGGUAUAGUAGGCACACCGAAUACAGAGGAACCCGCUGCUGAUGUUGAAAACACCAUAGUGCAACGUGAUGUUGAGAUGUCGUGAAUGAAGCAUUGGCCUCCGUCCAUCUACAUGGGAGUGGUUAACGUACGAUGUGCAGUUUGCAGCACUCGCCUUCUAUUGUUCUUUUCAUGUUUACAGGAUUUUGGACCAUGUAUAUUAUUCGGAAUGCGUUGGUUAGAUUGCGAUACCAUGAAC